AUCCAUGAGUUAGUUUUGCUAAUAUGGGUACCAGUUACUGGCAUUGGAUUGUCCCUCAAAUGCUAAAAAGUGUUUUGUUUUAAAACAGUGACCAGGUCCACAACCAAAGCAUGGCUUGCUGUCAUACCUUGUCCCGGCCCGGGACUUCUUACAGGGUUCGGAAACGAAUGUAAUUUUCUAAUUUGGGUGAACUAUCCCUUUUAAGUGUAUUUGAUAGAACCCUAAUCAGGAUUUCAGUGUUUUGAUUGAAUCCAAACUCUGGACAGAAUAUGCAGCAUUUUCUGGCACAUCAGAAAUGUACCCUAACUAGAUUAUAAAAGUAAAGUUAGGCCUAGUCUUGAUUUUUUUUUUUACUGUGCAGUCUUUAUAGUCCCAAGCCAGAACAUGUGAAACGUACCAUCUUGCAACAUGUUGAAAUGGGGUUUUGAUCUCAAGGGACUGUACGAAGUGAUGCAAUCCUCUGAUGUGAUGAGGAACUUGACAUCAUUUCUGGUCUUGAGUUUGAAUAGUCUCUCUGCUCUAUCGGUGUAUUAAAAACCAACACACCAGGCUUUAAUAAUAUUUUUGAGCUGUUAUUUAAAAAUGUGGCAUCUGCAGUCAAUCACUGUUCACUUAUAGGCUAGCUUUUCCAGUGGUUCAUAUCUGUGGUUCAUCAUUUGGGAAAGUUUUCAAGUCUUUCCUUGUUAUUUUCACUUUCAAAAGGGAGGGGCCAUGGCUGAAAUGACAAUUGUGAAUCUGUGGACCUGUAUUGUGCCAUUCUAUGCUGAAAACAAUGCCUCAAUUUAUGGAAAGGAAAGGGAAAGCAGAUCUUCACCCACUUAUUAAAACCACUUCCAUAUUCAAACCACUUCGCUUGUGUUAUUGAAUAAGUGGACAAUAGACAAAUAUAUUCUGUGUAACCAGUCACCGCAAGAGUGAGUCUCCCCAGUCCCCACAAUGGCGGUGGGGCCAUGCAGUAUAGCACUACAGAAGCGCCGUGUGCAACUGGUGGAGAGCUGGAGCCAAAAUGUCACCCACCUCCAGGAGCUUCUUUACCAGGUAGGGGCUCUUACUGAGGAAGACCUCAGCCUGGUGAGAGGGGGAGGUCGCCUGGGGGCGAGGGACUCUAUGAGGAAUCUGCUGGAUGUGCUACACGGGCGUGGAGAGGAAGCCUGUCGAGCCUUCUUUCAUGUUCUACAGUCACAGAGAGCCAACACGGAGUCUGAGUCUAUGGUGGCAGCUAUCCCACCUGAGGGCUCUGGACCCAGCAGCAGUGACUCUGGUCCAACCAACAUGCAGGAGCACUUGAGGAAACACAAGGACAUAUUAGGCAGGCAGCACAGUCCCACUGAUUACCUUAGUAUCAGGACUAUUAGGUGUAGUAGUUCAGACAGUAGUGAUGAGUCUUGUUCCUUUACAGAUAUCACAUUGUCCAGGUGCGUGGGCUACACUGUUCCCCUGCAGUACCACCAGCACGAGGUAGCCAUGGUGGGUGAUGCCUUCCGGAGCCAGGACCAGGUCUGUACCUUUCAAGAUGUCUGCCAGAGUCUGCUGUCUGUUCCAGGAGAGGACGUGAGUCUGCUCUCGGGGGUGGCCGGCAGUGGGAAGACCACGGUGGUGAGACGGCUGGUUCAUGAAUGGGCAAAGGACUCUGGAUCCCAGAAGAUAGUCCUGUCCCUAUCCUUCAGAGAGCUCAAUCUGCUCAGUGAGCCUCAGAGCCUGCAGGAGCUUCUCCUGGUGCACUACAGUCACCUCAAACCUGUCCUGCCCUGGGUCAUUGACUCCCAACCUGGCCGGAUCCUACUCAUCUUGGACGGGCUCGAUGAGUUCUGCUUCCCCCUGGAAUUUGAGCGGAGCCCCAAGUGCUCGGACCCAGAGCGGAAGCUGGGCAUGGGGGAGAUGGUGGUGAACUUGAUCAAGGGUCACCUCCUCCCCGGUAUCUCCAUCCUGGUUACAUCGCGGCCCCACGCCGUCUCCAAGGUCCCUCCCCUGCUGGUGACCCAGCUCUACAGCGUCCUGGGCUUCUCUAAAGACCAGCAGAGGCACUACUUUGAGCAGAGCUGCAACUCUCCCCUGGUGGCCUCUGCUGUGUGGGGCUACGUUUCCUCCUACCAGCCCCUCCAGCUCAUGUGUCGUAUACCAGCCUUCUGCUGGAUCGUCUCCACUGCCCUGCGUGAUAGAGCCCCCUGCUGCCUUAGCCAAGUCACCACCACCACUCUGCCCAAUACAGCUAGGACAAUGCCAGCAGGCUCCAGUGAUACGUCCACCUCCAACAACAGGGCUGAAGAAGCCACUCCAACCCCCUCCACUUUCUCCUCCACUGUUCCCAGGGUGAUGUUAAUGAGCGGCCAUGUCAAGCCCAUCACCAUCACAGAGAUCUACUGUUGCUUUCUCAAGUCCAUCCUGGUGUUCCACGGGGAGGGCCACAGUCAGGAAGGCUGCAGCCCGCAGUGUCUCCAGGAGGCCCCACGGGUCCUACAGGAGAUGCGGCCCAUGCUGAGAGACCUGGGAGCCCUGGCCUUCAAGGGCCUCCUGGAGCGACGCUUCCUUUUCGACCAGGCUGAUCUGAGCUCUUUCUCCCUGGACUGCAGUGGGCUGUCCAAGACCUUCCUGGUGGAGAUCCUCCGAGAGGACCGAGCCUCGCUCACCUGCCAGAGGAGCUUCCACUUCAUCCAUACUAGUGUACAGGAGUUCCUGGCAGCUCUGUACUAUGUCCUGCAGGCCCUCUCCGGCUCAGACCCGUUCUCGGGGCUCAAGUCAGCCGCUGGUGUAGCCCUGUUUCCAGUCGCCCUGCACAAAGUGCUAACCUCCACUGCUAAUAAGCUGCUGAGGCCCAGACGGCUCCUGCUCAGAUAUGUCAAGAAGGCUUUCUCCUGGGGUGGACACCAUCAGUCUGGUCACAUGGACCUCUUCUGCAGAUUUGUAUCUGGCUUAUUGGUACCUCAAACCCGUGUCAUCCUGGAUGGACUAUUCCGAGGCAGAUCACAAAUACUCCCAUCGCCCUCCUCCUCUCUGCCCGUGCCCUCUCCUCCUCCUCCCACCCCUCCCUUUCUCCUGAGCCUGCUCCACUCCCAGCUCCAAUGUGGCAGACUGAGUCCAGAGAGGCAGGUCAACGUGUGUCACUGCCUGUACGAGGCCCAGGACCCAGGCCUGGCCCAGCGUCUACAAGGCUGGCUGCAGGUCCUGGCCCAACAACAGGACCCAGACCUGUCUGGCCCAGCCAAGAGGGACUGGAGCGAGCUGGCCUUCCUGUUGCAGCUGACCCCAGACCUGCAGGAUCUGAAUCUUGAGGCCCAGGGGCUGGACGCAGACGGCCUGCGCAGACUGCUGCCUGUACUCCCUCUGUUCAGCACCCUCAGGCUAGCGCAGAAUCCACUGGGUCCAGAGGGGGCAGUUGUGUUAGCCUGUGCCAUGCAGAGCCCAGACUGCCGUGUCGAGAGACUGUGGGUGGUGGGGACAGGACUGGGUUGUAAGGGACUCAGGGUGCUUACAGAAGGACUGAAGGACAACCACACAGUGGUCGACCUCAGGAUGGCCAUCAAUCACAUUGGCGAUGUGGGAGCGGGCUGUCUGGCGGAUCUACUGCGGACCAAUCGUACACUUAAAGAUAUCAGGCUCCGUGACAACAUGAUUACUGAUAAGGGAGCAGAACUUCUCAUGGAAGCACUGACUGAGAAUACCACUCUGGAACAUCUCUGGAUGUUUGACAACAAGUUAUCGAAGGAGGGAGUCGGGAAGCUGAAGGAGUUCGCCAGGAGCACAUCUCAUCUGGACAUCAAAGUGUGCGUCUGAUUUCAUCUGCCUUUCCUGUUGCUGAUGAUAGACUCCAAGUACUUUAUCAGUGGUGGAUGGUGUGGUUGUUUAUCAUUUGUGUGGUAUGGUACAUUUGCACAUGUACAUGGUAUGAAAGAUGUUAUUAGUAGUUCAUUGUUAUUUUUGUUCAGACAACUAAGAGUUUACAUUUGGUUGUCAGGUUUUAGUAGGUCGAUGAAUGUAGCCAUUUGUCAAUGAAAUCGUCUGCAAUAGAUCUACACGUUUUUGUCAUUCAAUCGCAUUCUUCUGUGUCAGAAACACCUCCAGGCAAAGAGUUUAAACGUUUAAACAACACGUCCAUGGAUGGCCAGUAGAGAGCAAUAUAGCUGCAUACACAUUCCCUACUGGAAGGCUAGGGUCAUAGUCUACUAUGUGCAAAUGAGAUAAUCAUGUUUCCUCUCUAACAAAGUUGGGCAUUAAUGCUUAACAAUAAAUUGUUGGUUCACAACUAAAUUUCACUCCCUAAAACUCAUAUUGAAAUGUAUGAAGUUGAGGGUGAAAAAACGAAGUUGAGAGUAUUUCUUUAUUCUACCACAAGAUGUCCCCCUCAAUAUACACUUUUCUGCAGUCUUUUUGUUUGCAUCCUUCCUAGUCUGGUCCAUGGGGACAUGUCAUUAUCCUUUGUUUCCCAAUAUGUCAAGUUACCUGACGAAUAAGGUUUUUCUGAUGCCCACUCUUUGAUUGUAUUUCAUGAGGCACCGUGGCACCAAUACUACACAUCGAAUUAUAGAUUUUCUCACCUGUGAAGUUAGAAACUCAUAUUACCAUUGUUAUGCACUUUGGAAAAGUUUGUCCCCCAAAACAACUAAACCAUUAAACAAGUCUGCUGUUUUUGUUUGAUCUAUAAAUAGACUAGGCAAUGUACACAAUGUAAUUGAAAAUAAAACAAUGAGUGCACCGGUCCUUAUUUAAGUUAAUCUUAUUUGUUAUAACCCCCCCCCCUCUCUAUUUAAGUUAAUCGUA
Messenger RNA from Oncorhynchus gorbuscha (pink salmon), 4755 nucleotides. Its product is annotated as protein NLRC3. Gene Ontology annotation, molecular function: protein binding. Gene Ontology annotation, biological process: regulation of apoptotic process. The record is from RefSeq and is a predicted model, not a curated record. The transcript has 8 exons. Lineage: Eukaryota; Metazoa; Chordata; Actinopteri; Salmoniformes; Salmonidae. The coding region runs from base 937 to 3771 and encodes 944 amino acids.